Talaromyces proteolyticus is the source of this 1875-nucleotide messenger RNA. RefSeq names its product proteasome complex subunit Rpn13 ubiquitin receptor-domain-containing protein. The record is from RefSeq and is a predicted model, not a curated record. The transcript has 3 exons. Gene Ontology annotation, molecular function: proteasome binding; ubiquitin binding; endopeptidase activator activity. Gene Ontology annotation, cellular component: nucleus; cytoplasm; proteasome regulatory particle, lid subcomplex. Bases 310 to 1482 code for a protein of 390 amino acids. Lineage: Eukaryota; Fungi; Ascomycota; Eurotiomycetes; Eurotiales; Trichocomaceae. Gene Ontology annotation, biological process: ubiquitin-dependent protein catabolic process.
AUCAUAAGGGUUUGUGGGCACUCCGAGCCCUAUCCUUUAACCGAAAGGCGCUAGUGCGCUUUGGGGGGUGCCGUCAAUGGUACGGCCGGCCAGCCGCACCUGCCGUGCAGAUGCAGCUUGCCAUUACGGCUGGGGGGAAGAGCCUUGUGUGCAGUGCUAGGCCACGGACUGACGUACCUCGAGCUGUUUAUUAUUACUACUAACUACUUACUCUGCUCUGUUCUCUCUCUCCUCAUAGCUUGCUUGGCCAACAGCGCGGGCAGUCCAAGCAUUCUUUCAAUUCCUCUGACAUCCGUCGACACUGCCAUCAUGUCGAUCGCUGCCCCGAUCAUCACCUUCAAGGCUGGUAUCUGUGACCUUGAUACCUCUGCCAACCCGCCUCUAGUAAAGCCGAAAGACACGCCAGGCUACAUAUAUCUCUACUCUGAAGAUGAUCUUAUUCAUUUCUGCUGGCGCCCGCGGUCUGCUCCUCUUACUGAUCCUGAAGUGGAUCUCGUGAUGGUACCGUCCGACGGUACCUUUGCACCGUACCGACAGACAGCUACGAAUGGGCGCAUCUUCGUCUUGAAGUUUUUGUCCAGCUCUCAGAGAUACUUGUUCUGGCUCCAAUCAAAAAGCCAGCAUGAACAGGGCGAUCUCACAUGGUUCAGCCCGCGAGAUCUGAAGCUGGGCGAAAUUGUCAAUAGCCUAUUACAAGGAGAAGAGGUCGACGUCGAAACAGAAAUUGCCAACAUUCCUCGCAAUGAACCCGGCGAUGGCGAUGAUGAUGCCACUAUGGAAGAUGUUGAAGGAACACAUCACGGCGGCGAACAUCGUGGAAGUGGAAGCGGCGGUGCUGGCUUUGAUGCAACGGGAGGCGAUAUCCGCGAAGAGGGCGAGGAAUCUCGCGAAGGGGGUGCGGACGGUGGUCGAGCGGCUACUGUUCCACAAUCCGACCCGUCGUCUGUGAUCCAAGGCCUGCUACAGUCCCUUCAAGGAAAUCAAAACAUCCAAUCCCCUGCCCCAGAAAACUUGUUCACCACCCUUGCCGACCUACUUUCGCCCUCGUCGACGAUUCCGAUGGUCGAAUCCGCCGACGAUGAGAAGGUUAACAACUUACUGAACUUCCUACCGCCGUCUCUCCUUCUCCUGGCGCAGGAUAUAGACGACAUACCUGCAGCAGAUAUUAAUGCCGAAACUGCCCAAGCCGUACUGAUGUCGCUCGAUCUCAGCCAAAGGAAGGAUAUCCUGAAGCGUGUUUUGCGUUCUCCGCAGUUCACGCAAAGCCUGGCGAGUCUUACCGUUGCUCUCCGAGACGGUGGCUUACCCAGCAUCAGUGAAGCUCUCAAGAUCAAAGUCGAAAAUGGGGGGUUUGUCCGAAGAGGUGGGGUGCCAUUGGGUGGAGGAGAUGCUGUCGAGGCAUUCAUGGAUGGGGUCCACAGGCAAGCCACAGGGGGAAAUUCUGGAACGGGAGGUGACACUAUGGAGACGGAUCAAUCCUAGACUUGGAGGACUCCUUACCAUGAUAUACCAUGCAUAAUGCCAUUAGUACCAUACUGUAGUACCAACUGCAUACUGUAUUACUGGGAUCGACUCUCCUGUAGCGUCAUUAGCAUGCAUUGUAGAGAUGGUGACUGUGGCUGAGUUCAACUGUCAAGGUUGGUGAGACAAUUGUGGUGCUUUCAGCCAAUGGGAGCGGUUCGUCGAGUGGGUGAGAGUUGCAGACGGGCCUCGGCGCUGGCUAUUUUAAUAAACUUUUAUUAGAACUCAGGACUGUUAACUCAGGGCUAGAGACGAGCCCCUUCUCAUCCAUUUAGUGACAUCCUGUAGUAUCCAAUAUCGUGCUCAAUACCCUUUAUGCCGACAAUACUUGCCAAUUAGGAUGACCUAUUAACU